GUUUCAAACGGACUGGGCAGGAUAUUCCCUUUAGUUCCGCCCAAAGCUGAAAGAACUGGCGCCCUGCAAAGAGGGGGCGGGGCUAGAUCCCUUGACGCCAUCACCCUGCGCCCAUGCCUUGCCGGCCUCGGUCCGAGUGGGAGACUCCUUGAAGGUGCUCAGAGGUUCAUAAUGUCAAUAGUCCACUCAUCCAUCCAUGCCAAAUGGGUUGUGGGGAAGGUGAUUGGUACAGCGAUGGUAAAAACUGCUAAAGUAAGAGUAACCAGACUUGUUUUGGAUCCGUACUUACUAAAGUACUUUAAUAAGCGGAAAACCUACUUUGCCCAUGAUGCCCUCCAGCAGUGCAGCGUCGGGGACAUCGUGCUCCUCAAAGCCUUGCCCGUCCCACGAACAAAGCAUGUGAAACAUGAACUGGCUGAGAUCAUCUUCAGAGUUGGCCGAGUUAUCGACCCAAUCACAGGAAAGCCCUGUGCAGGAACAGCCUACCUAGAGAGUCCACUCAGUUCAGAAACCACUCACCUAAGCAAAACCCUGGAAGGCCUCAAGGUCUCAACCUAGGGAAGAAGGAGCCAAAGGGAUUUCUGUCUAUAUGUUUGUCCUGUGCCUUUCAUUACUAACUGUCCAGUUUCCCUUAUGAUAUUAAAAGUAGUAAAUGAAA
Messenger RNA from Meriones unguiculatus (Mongolian gerbil), 658 nucleotides. RefSeq names its product mitochondrial ribosomal protein S17 (gene Mrps17). The transcript is spliced from 3 exons. Gene Ontology annotation, biological process: mitochondrial translation. The record is from RefSeq and is a predicted model, not a curated record. Bases 172 to 558 code for a protein of 128 amino acids. NCBI's taxonomy places the organism in Eukaryota, Metazoa, Chordata, Mammalia, Rodentia, Muridae. Gene Ontology annotation, cellular component: mitochondrial small ribosomal subunit; ribosome. Gene Ontology annotation, molecular function: structural constituent of ribosome.